Messenger RNA from Oncorhynchus mykiss (rainbow trout), 945 nucleotides. Lineage: Eukaryota; Metazoa; Chordata; Actinopteri; Salmoniformes; Salmonidae. The record is from RefSeq and is a predicted model, not a curated record.
UUCUGAACAUCAAUAAAUUGGACGUCUCAUGAGACAAAAACCCCAGGGAUCUCUUGUAACAUUUUGCAAGUACCAACGGAAAUCAACAAACAAACGUCAACAUGGUCGACUGGACAGAUGCUGAGCGCAGUGCCAUCGUAGGCCUGUGGGGAAAGAUCAGCGUGGAUGAGAUCGGACCCCAGGCCCUGGCCAGACUUUUGAUCGUGUCUCCAUGGACUCAGAGGCACUUUAGCACCUUCGGCAACCUAUCCACACCCGCUGCCAUCAUGGGUAACCCCGCCGUGGCCAAGCACGGAAAGACCGUGAUGCACGGACUGGACAGAGCGGUGCAGAACCUGGAUGACAUCAAGAACACCUAUACUGCACUGAGUGUGAUGCACUCGGAGAAACUGCACGUGGAUCCCGACAACUUCAGGCUCCUUGCGGAUUGCAUCACCGUGUGCGUGGCCGCCAAGCUCGGUCCCGCCGUUUUCAAUGCUGAUACUCAGGAAGCCUUCCAGAAGUUCCUGGCUGUCCCUUAUACACACACUGCAAUGUAGGACGUGUAAUCUUCGGAAGAGUUUUGCCAUAACCUUGCUUUUAUUCUUGCAUCAGAGGAAUACAUUAAAACUGAUAACUAAGCUGUUAUCAUGCGAAUUUUGAAACGUUGGUAAUCUAGAUAAACUGUAUAGGCCUAUUUACAUAAACUUCCAUUUUUUAGGAUCUAAUCUACAGACUUGAUUCUGUAACAGCUAAUAAAUUAACAUUUACUGUUGUUUUUAACAGAUAAAUUAUUGGAAUUGAUGUUGGAAUUGAGAAGCGCUCACUUGGCCAAUACUGAUCUUUGCCAGAGCCAAUCAUAUGCGCCGUCUUCAGUGGGCGGAGAGCACUCAUAAAUAUAAAUUGCAUGCAGUGUCUCCCUACACAAGACAUUAAUUUGUUUAAUCUUGUUGCAAAACCGGAAAA